AUGAACCCGGAUGAUUUACUAGUUCACCUUGUUAAAGUUCAGUCUGUGCUGUGUAAUAAAGUCGGACAGCUUCAGCAGCAAGACAAGAUCCAGACUCUUAUCGAUGCUAAGGCUAGCUUCGAUGCUAAGAUAGCAGAGCUUAGCUCCACCCCCAUUGUGGAGUCAUUUGGGUUUAAACACCUUGCAACAGAAGUAGAUACACUUUCUACCUAUAUUAAGCCCAUAGACUUAUUGACAACAUACUACAUUAAGCACCCUCGUCAACUUUCGCACAUUGGGAAGUUUUCUCUGACAGAAAGGGCGUCCCUCCUGACCAAGUAUUUGCGAGGCCGAGGCCUGCGAUCUCUUGGCAAGCGCUGCCUCUAUGAACUGCGAAGAAAAAUUGCCUGUGAUAGACCACGGGCAGGUGGUCGGUUUAUACGCCAGAAGGAUAAAGACAAUACUGUCCCCAUUAUGGGAGGGGCACAAUUGAGCACAAACAUGCCCAAUCUUCCUAUUCACCACAUGCUUAGCCAAACAUUCCCUCCUUCCACAGGAGCAUUGGGGGGAUCUAUCGAUCAACUGGCACCAAGGCCGAACCCAGUUCCGAUAUCCUCCUUCCUAGACACCAAGCCGUCUAUGUUCCACCCGUCUACUAGCCCUCGGUAUUUACAGUCUCAACAGCCACUCUCAAUGCAUCCACACUUCAAUCAAUCACCUAAUUUCCACAUGGGCCCCUCUCCAUAUGAAAAUCUACAGUUAACAACGUUUAGCUCUAACACUUGGUCUACCAGUGCAUCUAUGCCCACGAAUAUCUUUUCAGCAACCAGUUCCAAUCAGGCAACCACUCUUCCGUCAGUCUCCCCUACUAACGUCAAGUGCUGCUGCUUACCAGAUAUGAGCAAUUACUUAGAGUGCCCUGUCCAUAGUCUGACAAGUUCUUCUGCCAGCUAUCCUACACACCUCAAUGCACUAUCAAUGCAGGUUCCCCAGUCUGUCUCACAUGCACACUGUCCUCUUGGAAGCUACUUAUCCAAUCCUGCAGACGUACCUAUAGUAGCUCAGUCUACCUCAAGUAAGAUAGCAGAGUAUGCCUCAUGCCUUCAGAUCUCUAACGCCCCAGUAGUCCCUCCAGGGUCUUCGCAGGCAUCUAAAGACGCAGCGGCUGCGUAUGUAGAGUCUGACGCUAUUCCAGAUAUGGGCUCAACUGCAAAUCGCGGUGUUCUUAAUGAGGAGACCCUCUCAGUGCACAUCUCCGACAAUGAUGAGGAGUGUUUGCUUUUCGGAUUAACUAAAAGGCCUAUAGAACAACAAAAGAUCGCUGUUCCCACCGUGCAAACUAUUUCUGAAUUAACAUCCAGCUUUAGUACGUACAACUCUGACUUAGAUGAUAAGCGCAGGUCAAAGCGAGGCAUACGGAGCCGCCUUGCCAGCAGGCCAGAUUCGGAACUCUCUGAUGUAUCUUUUAAUUCCGCCAUAUUUGCAGAUAGUUAG
Messenger RNA from Giardia duodenalis, 1473 nucleotides. RefSeq lists its product as uncharacterized. The record is from RefSeq and is a predicted model, not a curated record. Gene Ontology annotation, molecular function: protein binding. The coding region runs from base 1 to 1473 and encodes 490 amino acids. Lineage: Eukaryota; Fornicata; Diplomonadida; Hexamitidae. The transcript has a single exon.